Messenger RNA from Aspergillus oryzae RIB40, 741 nucleotides. RefSeq lists its product as uncharacterized. The transcript is spliced from 2 exons. Lineage: Eukaryota; Fungi; Ascomycota; Eurotiomycetes; Eurotiales; Aspergillaceae. The record is from RefSeq and is a predicted model, not a curated record. Bases 1 to 741 code for a protein of 246 amino acids.
AUGCUCAAGCGCCGUUUCAUAUUUUUCUACUGCUUAUACAAAUUCUAUGCAAUGUGUAAUAUUUGUUGGCUAACCCAAAUUUCUAGGCUAGGAGAACAUCCUAUGGCGGUGGCUGCCAUGUAUUCGUUCCUUCUCGAUCGGCAUCAGGCAUCUGAUAUCGAUGGGGCAUUCACCCUAAAUCUGCUCAAGCUACUUGCUCGAUUUGUUACCAUGGAUGAAGAUGUGCUUCAGAAAACGAAUGUUGCCAAAUUACUGCCUAGGUUCGUCAAAAAGGGCGGACAAGUAGCUAAAGGCCUUGCGCAGAAGAUCUUGGACAAUGCUGCCACUUCCACCAAGCGAAAGCAGGAGGGCAAUAAAGUAGCACCCAAAGAGGCAUCUCCCGCUAUAAACACCAUCUCCAAUAUUACGUUGGCUGAUGGUCAGCGUACGGAGCUAGCUGGAUCCAAACGGCCUCGAGAUGCCGAUUCCAAUGGUCAACCAGCCACGAAGCGGAUGGUUGUUACGUCAAAUCUCAAGAGUAACCAGAAGCCAACCAACGGCCCUGUCACUAGCGCCGCCAAGCGCCCCCAGGAAAUAGGCCCCGAGGCCAAGCCAGCAGCGGCAGCUACUUCACGUCCAAAGGCUAAUAUCAUUGCUCCAAAGCCGACUAACCUCUUUGGAAGUUUAUCGUCGGCUUCGAAGAGGCCAGGAACUUCGAAUGCAGAGAGAGCUGCAGCUGCGGCCGCAGCAAAGUCCAGGUAA